UUCAGCUUUGUUGCAGUGCCAAAUAGCUAGCGCAGGCUGGUAGACGAGCAGAAGCUCUUAGCGGAAACAUGCGGGCGGCUGUUCCUUGCCUCUUCGUCGUUGGCGCCAUGUUGUGGCUAGGCGCCCCACUUGCUGCGGGCCAAGCCAAGCACCGUCUAACGCACGGCGUUACAGAUGCCUUCAAGAUGUUCGAGAUUUUCCCAGUUGCCAUCGCAAUAUUCGACACCGACAAAGACGGAGACCUUGAAUGCCUCACGACUGUCCGGACUAAUUAUAAUGAGGAAGGCCACACGGUCACCUACACGUGGCUUAUACCAGGCCUCAACGGCCACGAGAAAAAAAACAUAACCUUCAAUCUGAGAGAAGGAGCUAGCCCUGACAAACCUGUGUACACACCAUUAGAAGGGGAUGGAUCUGACAAAGUUGCCAACUUUAUCUAUACUGACUACAAGGCGUGCACUGUGCUGGAAAUUCCUUAUAAGACCAAACAAGUGUGCAUCUUGUGGGUGACCAGGGAAGCUGUGAGCAAUAUACCGCAAAAUUGCGUGGGCUAUUACGACGACAUCUGCGGCACAAGGAUUGAGGCUUACAAUGAAGAAAGCUGCAGCCCUGUGAUGGCCAACCUCUAGCGGCUCGUCUACCUUCCUUUAAGGUUUGACGAGGGCUAAGUGCAGCUAUGAUUUCGCGACGGUGUCGAAGAAAUAAAAUAUAAUUGUUUGUGA
Messenger RNA from Dermacentor andersoni, 722 nucleotides. RefSeq lists its product as uncharacterized. The record is from RefSeq and is a predicted model, not a curated record. Gene Ontology annotation, biological process: symbiont-mediated perturbation of host defenses. NCBI's taxonomy places the organism in Eukaryota, Metazoa, Arthropoda, Arachnida, Ixodida, Ixodidae. Gene Ontology annotation, molecular function: amine binding.